AUGAGCAAAGCGGCCAGUUCAACAAGUGGCUGUUUGGAUAUUUUAAACGUCAAAUCCAGUCGGAUUCUGGAUAUCCCGUGCAAAGUGUGUGGAGACCGAAGUUCAGGGAAACACUACGGAGUGUACGCAUGUGAUGGAUGCUCGGGAUUCUUCAAAAGGAGCAUAAGGAGGAACAGGACGUAUGUGUGCAAAUCGGGCACUCAGGGAGGCUGCCCUGUGGAUAAGACGCACAGGAACCAGUGUCGUGCCUGUCGCUUGAAGAAGUGCCUGGAAGUGAACAUGAAUAAAGAUGCCGUGCAGCAUGAACGAGGCCCGAGGACAUCGACCAUCCGCAAGCAAGUGGCACUUUACUUUCGGGGCCACAAAGAGGUGAACGGAUCCUCGUCACACUUUCCCAGCACGUCUAUCCCGGGCCUGCACUUCUUCACCACAGUCACUCAACUCGAGACUCACAGUCUGGAAUUAAACACGGUGCCGAGCACACCAGAGCGCCAGGGCAUGGUGGGGCUUGCACAGCCCACUCCGAAAUAUCCACACGAAGUUAGUGGGACACCCAUGUAUCUGUACGAAGUGGCCACGGAGUCUGUGUGUGAAUCGGCUGCACGCCUCCUGUUCAUGAGCAUCAAAUGGGCCAAGAGUGUUCCAGCUUUCUCCACACUCCCUUUACAAGAUCAGCUGAUCCUAUUAGAGGACGCCUGGAGAGAGCUGUUCGUUCUGGGUGUAGCUCAGUGGUCCAUUCCAGUGGACUCAAACACCCUGCUCGCUGUUUCAGGGAUGACCACAGAAAACACAGAGUCCCAGAGGCUAAACAAGGUGGUCUCAGAGAUCCAGGCUCUACAGGAAGUGGUGACGCGUUUCCGGCAGCUGCGACUGGAUGCGACGGAAUUCGCGUGCCUGAAGUGCAUCGUUACUUUUAAAGCUGUUCCAACGCACAGUGGAGCUGAACUGAGGAGUUUCCGAAACGCGAGUGCCAUCGCAGCACUCCAGGACGAAGCACAGCUCACACUCAACAGCUACAUCCACAACAGGUACCCGACCCAGCCGUGCCGCUUUGGGAAGCUGCUGCUGCUUUUACCUGCACUGCGUUCAGUCAGUGCAUCUACAAUUGAAGAAGUGUUCUUCAGGAAGACGAUUGGAAAUGUGCCCAUCACACGGCUUCUCUCCGACAUGUACAAAUCAAGUGACAUAUGAGCUUUUUACUUCCACCCAAGAGGACUCUUGAAAAAGAAAAGAAAAAAAAAACUGGCCUGGGAAAGUCAGACUGUCAAGUGACUUGAGUCAUGAUUAUAUCGUUAUGUAUAAGAGAAAAUGGCUAUAAUGGUUCUGGAAACAUCUUUGCCACCUCUGAAGCAGACGGCAUAAGAGAAAGCAUUUCUAGUGGGAGAAACUAAAGACUAUGGUGGCUGAACAAGUUCUGUUCACUGGUUAGA
Molecule: messenger RNA, 1430 nt
Organism: Neoarius graeffei (lesser salmon catfish)
Lineage: Eukaryota; Metazoa; Chordata; Actinopteri; Siluriformes; Ariidae
Gene: nr2e1
Product: nuclear receptor subfamily 2, group E, member 1
Exons: 9
Coding region: 1-1191 (396 amino acids)
Biological process (GO): cell differentiation; anatomical structure development; negative regulation of transcription by RNA polymerase II
Molecular function (GO): nuclear receptor activity; zinc ion binding; RNA polymerase II cis-regulatory region sequence-specific DNA binding
Source: RefSeq, a predicted model, not a curated record